Molecule: messenger RNA, 1654 nt
Organism: Teleopsis dalmanni
Lineage: Eukaryota; Metazoa; Arthropoda; Insecta; Diptera; Diopsidae
Exons: 4
Coding region: 111-857 (248 amino acids)
Source: RefSeq, a predicted model, not a curated record
AGUCUUAAACAAAUAAAAAUUGAAAGAAUAGUUCAAAACUAUUAUGGCAAAACUCAUGGCAAAAUUUUAAAUGAAACCAAUUUUCGCUUAGCGAAAAAAUUAUAAUUAACAUGAAUACGACAAACACACUUGAGGUGGAAUUUGUAUUGGAAAAUGAUGAACAGCUGCCUGAACAUAAAAACGAUCAAGAACUGAUCACUGAACAAGACAAGAAGGGAGAAUCUAGAGAAGAUCGAAAAGAUGAAUUGUCUACAGGAAAAGUCAAUGAAAAUAACUCUACAAAGGAAAAGAAAGAGCUGCCUUUUACGCAGGCAAAUGAAUAUGAUUUGCCUUCUAAGAAAGAAAUAGAAUUGCCAUUGACACCUAAGGCAGAAGAGAAUUUCAAAUCCUGUUCUGUAAGCAAAAAUGGUGAAAAAUUAGCUUCGGAACAAGACAAGAUAAAGCAAAAAAUGCCGGUUGAGAGAUUUUUACGGGCUGCUGCUAGUGAUAUGUAUGUCGUAAGAGAUGAAGACUCAGUUACAACGAUCGUUAAUCGACAUCUAUCUUUUGAGCAUGUGGCGCCAGACUGUGAGGAAUAUUGGUCGUUUAAUAACAUGUUAUACGGGCGAAAUUUUUUUCCAACAAAUGAGGAUGCUAACGAAAGGGUUUUGGAAAGAAAACAACGUGGAAGAACAAAUCUGAAACCAAAAGCAUCAGUAUAUACAACGAAUAUUCAUGUUUCUCGCACUGUAUGUGACGAAUCUGGAAAAAAAUCCAACGAAUGCAAUUGCUCCUAUAAAGGAACCACCAUUAGAGUGGAUGGGAGUGAGCGAAGCAAGCGUUAUACAGAAUUUAAUCCGAAGUUACUAUCAGAUUGAAGAAAGCAAGUCACAAAAGACAGUGCGAACGCCAAAAGUCACAAAGUAUUUUCGGACAACUUAUUGCUAUUUUCGAUUUCAGUUUCUAGAACUAAAUAACUAUUGAAAUACUUUAUAUAACUUAAGCUGCAACAAAAUAAGUACUGCUUGUGUAAUGGAACGUUUUACUAAAUUGCGAACACUGAUUGCUUGAGGCUAUAUUUAUUUAAGUUCAAAGAUCUUAAAUAGCUGAGCCUAGUUCAGCCUACCUGAAAUAUCAUCUGAUUAUAUUUUUAUAUAUCUGUUUCAUUCUAUUUAUAUCUCCUAUCGAAUGUUUGUACAAAAGUAAACAAUCGAUUAUUUGGCGUUCCACAAGUAAUGGACAUAUUUUUAUAAGAAUAUAAUUUUGUAUUUAUUUAACACAAUAAUAUUUGGAAUCUGUGAAAUAAUUGUAAUUAUUUGUUUAGUAACAAACUUUACGGAUAAGUAGAGAAUUGGAUUGAUGUUUUCGAUACAUUUGAAUAUCGCUAUUGGGGUAUAAAACCCUAUAUACCCAGAGCAAAUUACGAAUAAUAAAAUGUUAUGUGAUUAUAGUCGUUAAAGCGAAGAGAAUAGAUCUAGAAAGAAGAACACGUACUAGGCUCUACCACCUUUAGCGGUGUCUACCGAAAGAUGAUGCGAAUUGUUGAUCAAAACGCAUCACUUCCCGAAGUAAUGCGAAUAAGUCUAUCCAUAAAGGUGGUGUUUUAGUCCGUAUACCACAUAAUAAAAGACCUAAUCACAACCAAAAAAUAAAAGUGGAGUACACAACUGAAUUA